Molecule: messenger RNA, 2741 nt
Organism: Equus caballus (horse)
Lineage: Eukaryota; Metazoa; Chordata; Mammalia; Perissodactyla; Equidae
Gene: CPOX
Product: coproporphyrinogen oxidase
Cellular component (GO): cytoplasm
Molecular function (GO): coproporphyrinogen oxidase activity
Source: RefSeq, a predicted model, not a curated record
CGCCGCGCGCGCUCCCCGCGGCCCGCGCUCGGGGACGUUGGCGACAGCGCGGGACUACAGCUCCCGGCGUCCCCGCGCCGCUUAGCUCCUCCCCGGGGCGGCUCCCGCGCGCCACGGCGGACCCGCUCGGCCGUGUGCCCGCUCGGCGGCCCGGGGUCGGCGGCGCGGAGAUGGCGUGGCGGCUGGGCGCGGGCGCCUGGGGGCGCAUGGCGCGGGCCGGCGGCGGGGAGCCGGGGGCCUGCUGGCGGCGCGGCGCGGCCGGGCCCAUCGGUGCUGGGGGGACCCGCGGGCUCGGGCACGGCCCGGCGGCGGGGGGCGGCCCCCGGCUGGGGCCCGGACUGGCCGCGGCGCUGGCGGGGCUGGCGGGGCUCGCAGCAGCCGCCUUCGGGCACGUGCAGCGGGCGGGGAUGGUGGCCUGGAGCUCGGGCCCGCGGGGGAGGCCGGAGGAGGAGGAGGACGACGAGCUGGCCCGUCGCUGCCGCUGCUUCAUGGCCCCGCCGGUGACCGACCUGCGCGAGCUGCGGGCCAGGCCCGGCGACAUGAAGACCAGGAUGGAGCUGCUGAUCCUGGAGACCCAGGCCCAGGUGUGCCAGGCGCUGGCGCAGGUGGACGGCGGCGCCCGCUUCUCCGUGGACCGCUGGGAGAGGAAGGAAGGGGGUGGUGGCAUCAGCUGUGUGCUUCAAGAUGGGCAUGUUUUUGAAAAGGCUGGAGUGAGCAUUUCUGUCGUUCAUGGAAACCUUUCUGAGGAAGCAGCGAAACAAAUGAGAAGCAGAGGAAAAAAUCUGAAGACUAAAGACGGGAAAUUGCCGUUUUCCGCUAUGGGUGUGAGCUCCGUUAUCCACCCCAAGAAUCCUCAUGCUCCUACCAUCCACUUCAACUACAGAUACUUUGAAGUAGAAGACGCCGAUGGUAACAAGCAGUGGUGGUUCGGUGGUGGCUGCGACCUUACCCCAACGUACUUGAACCAGGAGGAUGCUGUCCACUUCCACAGAACUCUGAAGGAGGCUUGUGACCGGCACGGUCCAGAUCUCUACCCCAAAUUUAAAAAAUGGUGUGACGAGUACUUCUUUAUAGCCCACCGUGGGGAGCGGAGGGGCAUCGGGGGCAUCUUUUUUGAUGACCUUGACUCUCCAUCCAAGGACGAGGUGUUUCGCUUCGUGGAGAGCUGCGCGCAGGCGGUGGUCCCUUCUUACAUCCCCCUCGUGAAGAAGCACCGCAGUGACUCGUUCACGCCCCAGGAGAAGCUGUGGCAACAGCUCCGGAGAGGACGGUAUGUAGAAUUUAACCUGCUGUAUGAUCGGGGCACGAAGUUUGGCCUCUUCACUCCGGGAUCCAGGAUCGAGAGCAUCUUGAUGUCUUUACCUCUGACUGCCCGAUGGGAGUAUAUGCAUUCACCCUCGGAGAACUCCAAAGAAGCUGAAAUUCUGGAAGUUCUGCGCCAUCCGAGGGACUGGGUGCAUUGACACAGACAGAGCGGCCUUCCUGGGGUCUGGAGGACGCGCAGCGUGGGCCCUGUUCCACCGCCAGCGCUGUUGCCACUGUGUGGCGGUCGGUUACCUGGCCCCAGAGCUCCAGGCUUCGGCUCUCUGGGCUCUGCCUCCUGGGCAGGGGGUAAAAUGAGUUUUAAGCACCACAGGUUUCCACUGGAUGCUGUUGGUAACACGUGGUGAGAUGGCAGCUUGUCAGAGUCAGUUAGUUGAUAAAAAACUCAUUUAUACUUCUAGAAUCGUUUUAUAUGACCAGCUUACAAAGUAUGACUGAGUUUCCAAGUAUUGAGUUAAGAGAAUCUAAGUAUAAUUUGUAUCAGGAAACUUCUCAUGUUAUUUUCGUUUCAUAUUUUGAAAUUUUAGUUUCUGCCACAGAAAUCUCUGUCAUGGGAUAAAUGUUGUUUCCAUUAAUUCAAUGAGGUUGAGACUUGCUAGUAAUUUUAGAAAGCAACUUGAAAUGAGGGUACAAGUUCUACUUCGUCGUUGCUGAAGUUUCUUUGAUCGUCAUGUUUCUAUUGAUCUUUCUCUACAGAUCAUAAUAUUGUAAAAUAGUCAUUUUUAUGAUGAUAGAUAUUUAGGAACACUUGAAAUUUCCUUAAUCUCUCCUGGGGUGCUUGUGGUUGCUAACGCUAAAGGGGCAUUGCUGUUACUUAAACGAGGGACGCCGAAGUGGCCAUUUGGAUUUCUGCAGAGCCAUGAUUUGUUAAUGUUGGGAUUUUCUGCACUUUUCAAGGUGAAAGUUAAAUCCUUGUAUUCUGAUAUUUAAAUUUUUCUUUCCCAGACAUAUUUCUAUGGAAGUUUAGACUAAGAACAAUCAUGGGGAUGUGUAGUGAAUUUGGGAAAUGUUUCUCAUUUAAGAAAUGAGGAAAUGAGACUCAACAUUUUCCUUUAAUUAAAGCAGGCACAACUUGGGUGAGAAGCAUGCAGGCAUUUUAUAAAUCUAUUUCUUUGUAAGAGGAACUCAUUGAAAUUGUCCUUUUUUUAAAUUAGAGAUUUGAAACUCUUUGCUUUUAAGAAAAUCACAAGAGAAUUCUUAAUGUGACUUCCUUAUUCAUAUAAUAAUAUGAAUGUAUUUUAUUUUAUUCAUAAUAUAUUGAGUUUGUAAGGGAUAGUAUCUUCCUACAUAUUAUUAAGCAUUGUCUUGGAAUAUGUUGAAUGUGUGUGAUUGUGUGUGAUUCUUUAGGGCUGGAAAAUGUACAAAUUCUUCAACUGUCUUACAACAGAUCUGCUAAUAAAUUUUAUUAUGAAAUAUGA